AUGGUCAACACAUUUCUCGAGCUCGAGCCGUUGGCUGUCCGGGCCUUGCAAUCCGAUUCCAGACUUCCGAGGGUCUACCCGGUCGGCCCGAUACUAAAGCCCGGCGGCCCGGAGGGCCGGGAGGUCGUCGAGUGGCUCGACCGACAGCCGGAUGGUUCUGUGUACGCGGAGCAGCAGGUGAACGCGUUUUUGCUCGUGAGGGAGCUGGGAUUGGCUGAGGCUGUGAGGAUAGAGUACUCGACAGAUUUUAGAGGGGACCGACCGCCGGAGAUAGUGGCAGCCCCAGAGAUAGAGGCAGCGGUGAGGCGGCUAAUGGGCGGCGGUGGUGGGGUUGUUAGAGAGAAGGUGAAGGAGCUGAAGAUGAAGAGUAGGGAAGCUAUGGAGGAAAGUAAGUCUGCUUAUGAGGCUCAGAAAAGUUUCAUUGAGGAUGUUAUUAGGAAUGUGGGUGGUUAG
Messenger RNA from Striga hermonthica, 453 nucleotides. The record is from the annotation of a GenBank genome assembly. NCBI's taxonomy places the organism in Eukaryota, Viridiplantae, Streptophyta, Magnoliopsida, Lamiales, Orobanchaceae.